AUGGACAAGGAGGGACCUCAAACAGUACAGGACAUGGAGGGGCCUCAAAUUGAGUCUGAUGUUCUGAAUGUGGAGGCAACAGCUUCCCAACCUCAACCAGAUCCGCCUCAAGGCCCUCAACGUGAUGUUGUUCAUGUUGUUGCUGAAGCCCCACCUGCAACUGAUGAGAAAGAGAAGCGCAAGGGUCCUACGUCUGGUAUGGUGUUCUCACAGUGGUGGAAACAUUAUAAUAAGUUAACAGUUGAUGGCAAACCAAAAGCAGAGUGCAAAUAUUGUAAGAAGAAGCUUGUUGGAGAGCCAUCCCAAGGAACAACUCAUUUGAAGAAUCAUUAUCACCGAUGUCCUAAAGUGAAGCGGUCUGGAGAUAUAAAACAACAACUCUUGCAAGGAAAUUUGAAUAAGGACAAAUUCCAGUUGACGCCGUUCAACUUUAGUCAAGAGAACUCUCGAAAAGAACUGGCUAAGGCGAUUAUAAGGCAUGAGUAUCCUCUCUCGAUUGUGGAGCAUGAAGGUUUUAGGAGUUACAGCAUGAGUUUGAAUCCAUGCUUUAAGAUGGUGUGCAGAAACACCAUAAAAAAGGACUGUCUUGGCAUUUACGAUGUUGAAAAACAAGCUGCAAUGGAGUUCUUGCGGAAGUAUGAAGGUCGAGUGGCAAUAACCACAGAUAUGUGGACAUCUUCUCAGAAGAAGGGUUUCAUGGCAGUGACCGCACACUACAUCGAUAAUAAUUGGACUUUGCAAAGUCGAAUCAUCAGGUACUUUUUGUAUCCAUUCACAUGUUAUAGUCUGUGA
This is a messenger RNA of Linum trigynum, 792 nucleotides long. The record is from the annotation of a GenBank genome assembly. NCBI's taxonomy places the organism in Eukaryota, Viridiplantae, Streptophyta, Magnoliopsida, Malpighiales, Linaceae.